CAAUAGCAUCAGAGUGAGAGGUCUUCCCUCGUGGUGCAUCUUUGCUUUAAGAAACGUGGCCUUAGUGGUUUACCGGCUGGGUCGCAUCUAUUCCACGAGUGACACGCAUGCGAUUCCGGCUUCGUCCUCCGUUUCUCGACCUGUUUUCUACACACUUUCAGCGCCAUCCACCUCCCCUGCCUUUACAGCUGCGAUCCCCGGUGAGAUAUGUCUGAGGUGGAAAAAGCAAGCACCUCGGCUCAGGAGACCGCCGCCGCGCUCAUGGAAGCCUUGAACGCCACUGACUCCAACGGGACGGACGCGUUCAACGCGACCGUCAAGUUCGUGGCCACGCCGGAGGGCACGGCACUGGCGUACGGCAGCCUGGUGCUCAUGGCUCUGGUGCCCAUCUUCUUCGGAGCUCUGCGCUCCGUGGCCUGCUCGAAGUCCAAGGAGCUCGGAGAAAAAGCGUGCGAGUCAGGCAUCCGAAACACUUCUGACAUGCCGGAGACCAUUACCAGCCGGGAUGCUGCCAGAUUCCCAAUCAUUGCCAGUUGUACUCUCUUUGGACUCUACCUUUUCUUCAAGGUGUUUUCUCAAGCAUACAUAAACCUGCUGCUGUCUGUCUACUUCUUUGUGCUUGGCGUGCUGGCGCUAUCCCACACGAUAAGUCCUCUUCUGUCCAGAGUCAUUCCCUCUUCUGUGCCAAACAAGCAGUACCAGCUGCUCUUCACGCAGGGCACUGGGGAGAACAAAGAAGAGAUCAUCAACUACGAGUUUGACACCAACAACCUGGUGUGUCUGCUUGCCAGCGGCGUGGUUGGCGUCUGGUACAUUCUCAAAAAGCAUUGGAUCGCCAACAAUCUCUUUGGCCUGGCGUUUGCUCUCAACGGGGUGGAACUUCUGCACCUGAACAAUGUCAGUACCGGAUGCAUCCUUCUAGGUGGACUGUUUGUCUACGAUAUCUUCUGGGUAUUUGGUACCAAUGUCAUGGUGACCGUCGCCAAGUCUUUUGAGGCGCCAAUUAAACUGGUUUUUCCUCAAGACUUAUUGGAGAAAGGUCUGGAUGCCAGCAACUUUGCGAUGCUCGGUCUCGGUGACAUUGUGAUCCCGGGUAUCUUCAUUGCGCUGCUGCUGCGGUUUGACGUCAGCCUGAAGAAGAACAGCAGGACAUAUUUCUGCUCCAGCUUCCUGGCCUACAUCUUCGGACUGGGCCUCACCAUCUUUGUUAUGCACACCUUCAAACAUGCACAGCCCGCUCUACUUUAUCUAGUGCCUGCCUGUGUGGGCUUCCCAGUUGUGGUGGCACUCAUCAAAGGAGAACUUACCGAGAUGUUCAGGUACGAGGAGUCCAUUGGGGAUGAGGGGCUAGCUAAAGAUGACUCGUCCGAACCACUGAAGAAAGACCAAUAACAUUCACUGAGCGCCCAUGCCUCGAAACACCCACAUUUUGCCAGCCUCCGCCCACCGCAUCCCAUUCAGCUGCUUCCUGCCAACACUUCCGACCACUUGGCAUUCUACACCCUUAUUGUCUGCAGGAGGGCGGGGACCCAGGAGCCCUCUUCCAUCAAUAAGUUGCAAGGAUGGGCAGAUGGGGGGGCAGGGACUUCUCACAAGCGAGGGGCACGGUCAUAAUCGGAUGAUGGGUAGAGGUGACAACAUACAUUUGACCUGGACGAUGCAUUCAGAACUCAAAAGGACGUUUUUGUUUUGGAAGUGAUUGAGAAAUUUAACACGAGCAUUCUUUUGUCUUUUAAUUCUUAUUCAUGUAUCCUUUAGACAACAACAAAAGCAGACAGGGUUGGGAUGUGCCUUUUCCACCCUAAUUAUUUUAUAAUCUUCAUGAUUAGUGACGAACCAAACAGUUUGUCUGAGCCUGUCAUGGAAAGAUAGGCUCCCAGUAGAAAUAUAUUCCAUAUGUAGAUUGUUAUAAAUAUCCUAAAAUUGCCUUCAAAGUACUGUCCUAGCAUUUGGUGUGAAAUAAUUCUUUAUUUUGAUCAUGAAACCUCAUUAUAAAAGCCCCUCGCCCUCAUCUGCGCACCUGCAUCUAAAUGCUAAUGGGACCGGGUUUGGCUGUCAUCAUGCGUCUUUUUCUGUUUGUUUUUUUAAGAUCCUUCUUGUUUUUAGGUGCAUUAGGGUAAAAUAAAGGGAGUUCUGAGAAGGUGCAAUGGGUAUUUCACAAUAAAACCGCAGUUCACAUCAGUGUGUUUUUUGUUGUUGUUUCUGUGCUUUGUGUUACGAUUGCUUAACGGACUUUUAGGAAGUGCUUAUUGUUUGGAACGGUACAUUUGCUCUCAUAAUCUGCUGCAUUUCCCUCAAGUUAUCAACGGUUCAUUCUCCAUUGUUGAUCCUUUUGUUUUUGCUCAAGUUUCCUUUUUUUAAUUUGAUGUUGAGAGGGGGGAAAAUGUAUGAAUAAUUAUCUUGCUUGUGUACAACUCCCUUUGGUUGAGGACUGCAUGUUUUUGGUGUUUGGCAAUGCAUAAAGAAGCAUACAUUUUA
Molecule: messenger RNA, 2478 nt
Organism: Hippocampus zosterae (dwarf seahorse)
Lineage: Eukaryota; Metazoa; Chordata; Actinopteri; Syngnathiformes; Syngnathidae
Gene: hm13
Product: histocompatibility (minor) 13
Exons: 12
Coding region: 208-1392 (394 amino acids)
Biological process (GO): membrane protein proteolysis
Cellular component (GO): cytoplasmic side of endoplasmic reticulum membrane; lumenal side of endoplasmic reticulum membrane; membrane
Molecular function (GO): aspartic endopeptidase activity, intramembrane cleaving
Source: RefSeq, a predicted model, not a curated record